Miscanthus lutarioriparius is the source of this 516-nucleotide messenger RNA. The record is from the annotation of a GenBank genome assembly. Lineage: Eukaryota; Viridiplantae; Streptophyta; Magnoliopsida; Poales; Poaceae.
AUGUUUGACACCACUGUUAUGAUGGAAGAAAACGACUCGACGUACUUGUUGGCAAAAUCUGAUAAGAGCAACGCGUUGAGGGUGGUGGAAGAGGAUGGUCCAGGCACCGUCUUGGGACUGUUGAUCGUGGAUCUUCCUAGCAUGGGUGGGGAAAGCAAGGCAGAGGCCGCGCGGCGGCAGAUGGAGGCAGCGCUUGCUGACGAGUCAGCGAUGGACCGGUUGAGGGCCGAGUUGAGGCAUGACGAUGAGAUUCAGAGGAAGCAAGCGGAGCCAGAAGAAGAGGAUCUAGAGAUGAAAAGAUCAGACUAUGAAGCAUGGGUGGCUAGGGAGUAUUGCAGGCGGUGGAUCGCUGUAUAUUCCGCUAACUUCAGCUCAUUCGAUGACACCACAAGGCUCGGCCCCAUGCGUUUCACAGAUGAGCCUGCACCGGGUUACAGUGCCUCCCCCCAUGGGCACCCUACAGGUCUUUUCAGUCAAAGUUGCAAGAAUGAAGAGGAGCCUACAGUGGCCAGUUGA